AAUUUUUCAAAAUGGAUAAGUAUCACAUUAUUCAUCCAAUUGGAGAGGGAUCUUUUGGUAAAGUCUUCAAAGGGCGAAGAAAGCAGUCCGGCCAGAUAGUAGCCCUGAAGUUCAUCCCGAAGAAAGGGAAAACAGAAAAAGAGCUCAUAAAUUUGAAGCAAGAAAUCGAGAUUUUGAAAGGAUUGUAUCAUGAAAAUAUCAUCUUGCUACUAGACUCAUUCGAAACCCCACACGAGUUCUGUGUUGUCACUGAGUUCGCCCAAGGUGACUUAUUUGAAAUUUUGGAGGACGACAGAAAUCUUCCAGAAGAAGAGGUUAGAAAAAUUGCUCAACAGCUAGUCCAUUCCCUUUACUACCUUCAUUCAAAGAGAAUUAUUCACAGAGACAUGAAGCCUCAGAACAUAUUGAUCAGCUCAAGUGGGAUGGUAAAACUGUGCGACUUUGGAUUUGCCCGGUCAAUGUCUACAAACACUAUUGUACUUACUUCCAUUAAGGGGACGCCAUUAUACAUGGCUCCAGAGCUUGUGCAGGAACUUCCUUAUAAUCACACCGUAGAUCUGUGGUCGUUAGGAGUAAUCCUAUAUGAACUGUUUGUUGGACAACCUCCCUUCUAUACUAAUAGUAUCUAUACUCUGAUCCACUUAAUUGUGAAGGAUCCAGUGAAAUUCCCAGACAACAUGUCAGCUGACUUCAAAUCAUUUUUGCAAGGACUUUUGAAUAAGACUCCAAGCGAGAGACUCUCUUGGCCAGAUUUGCUUAGCCAUCCUUUCGUGAAAGAAACCGAUGAGGAGAAGAAGGAGAGAAAACUUAGAACCGAGCUCUACAACAAGUGGGCAAUGAGGGAGCAUCCUUCAGGAGGGAAAGAUCAACUCAAUUCUCCCUUCACCCUUGGAGGUUUUGGAGGUAAUGACGGAGAGGAUGCUCAGGAGCUUGAUACUACAAUCAAUCCUUCUUUUGAAUACACUAUUGAAAAGUCCCCUGAUGAGGAAUCCAAUCUCAUUAUCGGAGAGAAUGAAGUCUGGUCUAAAUACGAAAGUUCCGCCAGAAAUGAAAAAGGAGCUACUGCACUCAGGCAUGACUCCAGCUUUCUUGAGAGACUUAUCUAUGUACUCCAAAUAGAAAGUGCAGACUUACAUUCUGAGGAGAAACUGGUAAUACUUCAUGUAGCUUUGAGAGUACUGGCUUUGGUCCUUAAUAAUUCCAAACUGGAAGAUGCUGAUAAGGACAUACUAAAGAGCUCCUCUGUGCCUACAUUGCUACUCUCCUUAUUAAAGCCAGUUUUAAAAGUAAGCGAUAAUUACCCAGAGACUCUUGGAUACUUAAUCAGAGCGAACACUCUUCUGAUCAAACCAACAUUCAAUCAGACUGUCGGUAUUGAUCCUCAAAUUGUGAAAGAGCUAAUGCCUCAGAUUCCUGGGUUCCUCAAGAUGAAAACCGGCUCUGCUAGUGCUAACAAUAUGAUCCAUGAGUAUAGCCUUAUCAGUUUGGGUAUUUUCGCUUCCCAAGCUGCAGUGAUGCCUUCCAAAAUGGUUGGUGUUUACAAAGAAAUACUCAAUUUAAAACUUGUUGAUGAAUUGUGCUACAGAGUUUCACUGAUAUCUGGAGUAGUAAACGAUCUUGAUAAGAAAGCCAUUCAUAUCAUCUCAUGCAUCAUAAGUCCCUACUUCGGAGAAGUCUAUAGUUUCCCAUGGAAGAGAGGACCUCACACUGCUGUUGCAGAGUAUAAUGACUGUGUUCACACAUUUGAUAUACUAAAAGAGACUGUAUAUAGAUGCUUAGCUGACUUCUCAUGGAUGGGUACGCUUACUUACUCUUAUAAAGAACUCUAUGAAGUAGAUAAUGUCACUUGUAUUGCUAUUUUCAGAAUCUUCCUCCAGUUACUCAAGUUCAAACUUGAAAUCGCCUCUGAGAUAAUCUCUGACGGAGGAGUUAUGAAGCUAUUGCAUACAGCCCUUGCUGGGAGCAAUCCAGUGCUCAAGUCAUUAGCUCUUGAGAUGUUCCAGAUCUUGAUCUCUCAACUAGCCCAGUAUAGACUUGAUUUUUCAGACCUUGGUCUUGAAGUCACCAACAUCUGUGAACUUAUGGAAGAUAAUAUCUCCACAGAGCCCCUUGUGGCAAGCUAUGCAUCAGGUGUUAUUUAUGAAAUUAUGGAGAAAUGUGGAGGCGCUAAUGCUGACUUUAUAGUCAAAAGAUACUCCGAUGUGAACAAGUUAUCUCUCAUCCAGCAACUCUUAGAUAUUAAUAAGCCUAAAGAUGAUAUCAAGAAGGUAGAUGGAACUAACUUCGGAUGUCCUAAUAGAGGAUUCUACGAUUACCCCCUCCUUGUUCUAGAAAGAUUGUACACAAAGCAUAUCAGUGAAUCAACAAGAUCUUCUAGCAAGACUGAGUUCUCAACCAGCUUAGAUAAGAUUAACAUUGCUGACACAGUUGUCUCAUUUAUUCUAAAUCUAAGCAACAGAACCGAUGUAAGUCCAAGAGGAAUCAUCCCUUUGCUUGGAUUUAUUCAUCAAUGUAUUCACAAAGACAUUAAGAAUGUACUCCAGAAGAUCUUCAAGAACUGUAUCAAAGUACUAUGUGCUUUGAUCAGAGAGGAUCAAUUCCUCAGUAUCCAAGAGUGGCCAGAAUUAUGUGGAGGGGGACCAAACGCUGUCAACCUAAUUGCUUCCCAAAUUCUGAGAACCUUCAAUUUGCCAUUCACUAAGCAGAACAUAGAUAGAGAUUUAGAGAAGAUCAGUCAGGAGCUUGCCAAGAGUGACAUCAUCUACUUAAGUCUGACUGUCCUCAAGUACGUUAACCCAGAAUACAUCAAUAUUGGAAUGUCAUUGUUGUGGAAGUUGAUCUUCAAUUCUGAAGAGUCAAAGACCUUUGCUAAACAAUUUGUCUCAGGAGGAGGUCUAAAUGCUAUCUUGAAGUACAAGAUCUUAGAUCCCGAUAACAGUGAAGUCCUUCUGGUCGAUACAUUGAGUCUGAUCUCCCAGCUUGCAAGACUCUCGAAGGAGUUUUACGAGCCUAUCCACCAAGCUGGUAUGUAUGAGGAGCUGAAAGUACUUAUCGAGCAUAAGGACCCAGGAGUCAGAGCUAAAGUCUGCAAUCUCAUUGGUAAUUUAUGCAGACAUACUGGAUUCUUUUACGAAAAAUUACUGAAGAGUGGGCUCAUUGAAGCAGCUAUUGAUAGAUGUACAGAUUCAGAUCCAAAUACCAGGAAAUUUGCAUGCUUUGCUGUUGGAAAUGCAGGGUUCCAUAACGAAAAUCUCUAUGAAAGCUUGAAGCCAUGCGUCCCAUUGCUCGUAACGCUUCUUCAAGAUGACGAAGAGAAGACUAGAGCUAAUGCUGCUGGGGCUCUUGGAAAUUUCGUGAGAAAUUCCAACACUCUCUGCAAAGAUUUGAUCACUCAUGGAGCUCUAACUCAACUACUAGAAGUAGUCAAGAACGAUAAGGGACCUUCUCAGAGUCCAAGAAGGAUCGCUCUCUUCUCUAUCGGUAAUCUUUGUGUAUAUCAAGAGUGCAAGGAAGAAUUCGAGAAUAUGGAAAUCAGGAAGGUCAUAGAGCCUUUCAGAAAGUCUGACUCUAAAAGUAGCAGUGACCCUCAAGUGGUAAAAUAUGCUACCAGAAUCAUCCACAAAUUGGAUGAUAAGAGCCAGCGUUAAUCAUUUUACUACUUUCAACUGCA
Moneuplotes crassus is the source of this 3670-nucleotide messenger RNA. The record is from the annotation of a GenBank genome assembly. NCBI's taxonomy places the organism in Eukaryota, Ciliophora, Spirotrichea, Euplotida, Euplotidae.